This is a messenger RNA of Mangifera indica (mango), 1169 nucleotides long. RefSeq lists its product as uncharacterized. The transcript has 9 exons. Lineage: Eukaryota; Viridiplantae; Streptophyta; Magnoliopsida; Sapindales; Anacardiaceae. The record is from RefSeq and is a predicted model, not a curated record. Bases 128 to 868 code for a protein of 246 amino acids.
UGGUGCAAGUAAUUUUCCAUCGUGGUCUCAUCCUGCCCACAUUUUGAAGCCUCUCAUUCCCUCUCACAAAGCUCAAAGAUUUUCUGCUGCUCCGUCUCUCUAUCUUCUCUUUGAAUCCGCCAUCAUUAUGUCUCUUGCAAAUGUCCUUAAGACUCUCUUCUUUAUGCUCUGCUGCCUCAUGAUCGUCACUCUCGGCUACACCAUUUCCAUUGCUGGCCUCCCCUUUCGUAAAGACCUCCUAACUCCGUGGAUGGUUGCCACUUUGGUUGAUUACUACAUCAACGUUGUUCCUUUGGCGGCUUGGGUGUCCUACAGGGAAUCAAGCUGGAUUAGUGGAAUUAUAUGGAUAAUUCUCCUUGUGUGUCUUGGCAGCAUUACCACCUGUGCUUACAUUUUCAUUCAAUUUUUCAAGUUGUCACCUGAAGAGUCUUUACAAGAGCCCAUGUACCAUGUUCUGUUGUGGAAUGCAAUAAACAAUAGCAUGGAACAUAAAAGGAAGAACUCUCCUGUUGUGGCUGCCAAAAUCCUUUUUGGUUCUUUGGGUUUAGUGAUGUUGGGAACCCUGGUUUACACUAUAUUGACUUAUGGUUCUCCUUUUCGCACAGAGCUCUUUACUCCGUGGAUGUCAGCAACACUAAUUGACUUCUAUAUCAAUGUUGUGGCUCUGUCGGUUUGGGUUGCCUACAAAGAAUCAAGUUGGUUUAGCGCAUUCCUUUGGGUGAUAUUGUUGAUAUGUUUUGGCAGCAUCGGCACAUGUGUUUACAUCGUCCAGCAGCUGUGGUGUCUGCAUUCUGAAGAUCCGGUUUACCUCAUUUUGUUAAAUACUAGAAACAGGGCAGAAAACUGGUAUGAUAGAACCUUGUGUUGAGAUGCUGCAAAAGUAAGUGAUGAGCUCAAAGGUUGCCGGACGAUAUACAGUUAAUUUACAGUGCAAUUUACAGAUAGCCUUCUAUUUUCGCUGGCUACAUCGAUAACAGUUACAAAUUAUUAUUUCAUAUUCAAUGUAAACAUAUUUGUUGCUGAGCGAUUUCAUGAAUAUGUAUGGAUAUCUGUGUGCCUUAGGCACUUGCUGUAUCAAGUUGUAUAGUUUUUGUGAUGAACAAACAUGUAAAACAACCAUGAAAAUCUAGAAAAUGGAUACUCAGAAAGUAAGUCAAAUUUUGCUCCAA